Molecule: messenger RNA, 720 nt
Organism: Cloeon dipterum
Lineage: Eukaryota; Metazoa; Arthropoda; Insecta; Ephemeroptera; Baetidae
Product: glutathione S-transferase-like
Exons: 4
Coding region: 58-675 (205 amino acids)
Biological process (GO): glutathione metabolic process
Molecular function (GO): glutathione transferase activity
Source: RefSeq, a predicted model, not a curated record
UUUUCACUUUGUCACGGCGAACGCAGGCAAGAGCAGCAGCAAAAACCACUGACCACGAUGGCGCCCACGGUGAAAAUGAUCUACUUUCCUUUCCACGGCCUCGGCGAGCCGCUGCGCUUCCUCAUGGCCUACACCGGCAUCGAGUGGACCGAGGAAAUCAUCUCUCUCGAGGAGUUUCCCGCCAAGAAACCGAGCUAUCCCUUCGGGAGGUUGCCGGUGCUCGAAAUGGACGGUUUGACGAUGCACCAGUCGGCGGCCAUCUUGCGCUACCUGGCGCGCAAGGCCGGCGGCUUGUACGGCAGAGAUAAGGUCGACGCCCUGCACUGCGACGUCGCCUACGACACCAUCUCCGACCUCAGGAUCAUGAUGCUCGGCUACUUCUACGAGCCAAAUAAGGAGUCUUCGGACGAGAAGCGCAAGACGGUGCUUGAAGAGCUGGCGCCCAUGUACAUGCGGAACCUGGAGAAACUGGUCAACGAAAAUGGCGGAUACUUCGUCAAUGGACAGUUGACCUGGGUGGACAUCGCGUUCGCUCCGUUGAUCGACUACAUGUCGCACAUGGCCGGCAAGGACCUCGUCGCCGACAAACCGGCCUUGAAAGCCAUCAGGGACCGCGUCUACGCCCUUCCUUCCAUCGCCAAGUACGUCGAGACGCGCGUCAAGUACGCCUACUGACCUGCCAAAUUUGUUAAAUUCAAAUAAAAUGAAGUAAAAACACGA